Molecule: messenger RNA, 2563 nt
Organism: Vigna angularis (adzuki bean)
Lineage: Eukaryota; Viridiplantae; Streptophyta; Magnoliopsida; Fabales; Fabaceae
Product: beta-amyrin synthase
Exons: 18
Coding region: 19-2316 (765 amino acids)
Biological process (GO): triterpenoid biosynthetic process
Cellular component (GO): lipid droplet
Molecular function (GO): beta-amyrin synthase activity
Source: RefSeq, a predicted model, not a curated record
ACUAAGGUUAUUAAGAAAAUGUGGAGAUUGAAGAUAGCAGAUGGAGGGAAGAGUCCUUACAUAUUCAGCACAAACAACUUUUUAGGAAGGCAAAUAUGGGAGUAUGAUUCUGAAGCAGGAACUGACGAAGAACGAGCACAGGUUGAAGCAGCUCAUCAACAUUUCUAUCAAAAUCGCUUUCAGCAAAAGGCAUGUGCUGAUCGACUUUGGCGAUUUCAGAUUUUGAGGCAAAAAGAAUUCAAACAAAUAAUAAGCAAAGUGAAGAUAGAAGAUGAUGAGGAAAUUACAUGGGAGAAGGCUACUCAGACCAUAAAGAGGGCUUCCCAUUAUCUGUCGGCACUGCAAACUAGUGAUGGCCAUUGGCCUGCUCACCUUGGGGGUUCUCACUACUUCACUCCUAUCAUGAUCAUCUCUAUCUACAGUACAGGACAUCUUGAUACUGUAAUUUCAGAAGAACAUCGUAAAGAAAUUCUCCGUUACUUGUAUAAUCAUCAGAACGAAGAUGGAGGUUGGGGAUUAAACAUAGAGGGUCCAAGCACCAUGUAUUGUACCGCACUCAAUUACGUAACUGUGAGAAUUCUUGGAGAAGGACCCAAUGGAGGUCAUAACAACGCUUGCGCUAAGGCCAGAAACUGGAUUCAUGAUCAUGGUACCAUAACACUUAUGCCUUCGUGGGGAAAAUUUUGGCUUUCGGUACUCGGUAUUGUUGAUUGGAGUGGAUGCAAUCCAUUGCCCCCUGAAUUUUGGAUACUUCCUACUUUUCUCCCCAUGCAUCCUGCUAAAAUGUGGUACUAUUGUCGAUCUGUAUACAUGCCCAUGUCAUAUGUAUACGGAAAAAGAUUCGUGUGUCCGGUCACACCACUAAUCACAGAUUUGAGAGAAGAACUUUUUACUGAACCUUACGAUGAAAAUACUUGGAAAAAAGCUCGUCACAAAUGUGCAAAGGAAGAUCUGUAUUAUCCGCAUCACUGGAUACAAGAUCUAAUAUGGGACAGUGCUUAUUUUUUGACUGAGCCACUUUUCACACGCUGGCCUUUCAAUAAGAUCAGAGAAAAGGCACUUGAUGUAGCAAUUAAAGGUAUUCACUACGAAGAUGAAAGUACUCGAUACCUAGAUAGUGGGAGUGUUAACAAGGCUUUUUCUAUGCUUGCUUGCUGGGUAGAAGAUCCAGAUGGAGAUGCUUUUAAGAAGCAUGUUGCUAGGAUCCCAGAUUAUUUGUGGCUUUCAGAAGAUGGAAUGUGUUUACAGGGAAUUAAUUCGCAAUCAUGGGAUGCUGCUUUCAUGGUUCAAGCUUUUCUUGCUACUAAUCUAAUUGAUGAUCUUGGACCCACAAUUGCAAAAGCACAUGAUUUUAUCAAGAAGUCCCAGGUGGCAGAAAAUCGUCCUGGGGAUUUUAAGAGUAUGUUUCAUCACAUUUCUAAAGGGUCGUGGACCUUGGCGGACAGAGACCACGGAUUACAAAUUUCUGACGGCACAGCAGAAUGUAUGAAGUGUUGUCUACUUUUAUCAAUGUUGCCAGAAGCGAUUGUAGGAGAAAAAUUGGAACCUGAAAGGUUAUAUGACUCGGUCAAUUUUAUAUUGUCUCUUCAGAGUAAAAAUGGAGGUGUAACUGUGUGGGAGCCAGCAUUAGGUCAAAAGUGGUUGGAAAUUCUGAAUCCGGCGGAAUUUCUUGCUGACAUAGUGGUUGAGCAGGAGUAUAUUGAGUGUACUGGAUCAGCAAUUCAGGCUUUAGUAUUGUUCAAAAAACUAUAUCCAAAGCAUAGAAGGGAAGAGAUAGAGAAGUUCAUUGUGAAAGCAACUGAGUACAUUGAAGAUGAACAAUCACAAAAUGGAACUUGGGUUGGGAUCUGGGGAGUUUGUUUCACCUACAGUUCCUGGUUCGCACUUGGAGGUUUAGCUGCUGCUGGAAAGACUUAUACUAACUGCGCCGCCAUUCGUAAAGCUGUCAAAUUUCUACUCUCUAUACAAAAUGAGGAUGGUGGAUGGGGAGAAAGUUAUCUUUCAUGUCCAAUGAAGACGUACGUGCCUCUGGAAGGGAAUCGAUCAAAUAUAGGUCAAACAGCUUGGGUUCUAAUGGCUUUAAUUCAUGCAGGACAGGCUGAGAGAGAUCCAAUGCCUCUUCAUCGUGCUGCAAAGUUACUCAUUAAUUCUCAGCUAGAAGAUGGUGAUUGGCCCCAACAAGAGGCUGUGGGGGCGUACAAGAGUAGUUGCUUGCUUCAUUACCCAUUUUAUAGAAGUUAUUUUUCGAUGUGGGCUUUGAGUGAAUACCGUAACAAAGUUUUAGUGCCUUCUGCUACUCCCAAGCUUGAGAUGUGAUGAAUCUUAUGCGAGUCUUUGAUAUCAUUAUCUCAGGUAAGAGAUUUACAAGAAAUUGAUGGCAAUGUUGUGAGGAUGAAGAUGUAGGAUGUAUGCAACAUUCCUCUCUACAAUAAUAUAUGAUUUGAAGAAUCUAAAUAAACCAUUUUAUUAUGUUAUUAACUUGGAGAAAAUGGAACUAAAUGGUUGAUGAUAAGUGAUUAUGUAAAAUAAUUGAACAUAAAUGAAAAAUAUUUAAAAUAUAUGA